Molecule: messenger RNA, 2202 nt
Organism: Anguilla rostrata (American eel)
Lineage: Eukaryota; Metazoa; Chordata; Actinopteri; Anguilliformes; Anguillidae
Product: G-protein coupled receptor 183-like
Exons: 2
Coding region: 297-1358 (353 amino acids)
Biological process (GO): G protein-coupled receptor signaling pathway
Cellular component (GO): membrane
Molecular function (GO): oxysterol binding; G protein-coupled receptor activity
Source: RefSeq, a predicted model, not a curated record
GUCGGGGACGGUUUCGAUUUGCGUCACGGUAGAGGGGCGAUCUCCGGAGGCGCAGCCCAGGAGACACGAGGGCAGGGACCGCAGAGCAGGAAGUGACCUCAGGCUGUACUUCUUUUCCUGCAGAGGAAGGACUUCUCCAUUUCAGAAAACGCGUGCAGCACGAAGACGCAACGUGGUCGCCUCUGGAUUUUUUUCUUACGAGAGACCGUCGGCGCCACGAGCACGGGCGACAGGGAGACGGAGACAGAACCGCUCUACUUUCGUGCCCAGGCUCCACGCACCCCAGAAGCACAGAGAUGGCGCAGGGAAACGUCAGCAACGCCAACGCCACGUGCACCAACCUGUACGACCACCGCGACACGGCCCGCGUGCUCAUGCCCCUGCUCUACGCCGUGGUCUUCACCGUGGGGCUCCUGGGCAACGGCCUGGCCCUGCACGUCAUCCGGCCCAACCGCAAGAAGAUGAACUCCACCACGCUCUACUCCACCCACCUGGUGGUGUCGGACAUCCUGUACACGCUGUCCCUGCCGCUGCGCAUCGUUUACUACGCGCGCGGGUUCCACUGGGACAUGGGCGAGGCCCUCUGCCGGAUCACCGGCCUCAUGUUCUACAUCAACACCUACGCCGGCGUGAACUUCAUGACCUGCCUCAGCGUGGACCGCUUCAUCACCGUGGUGCUGCCGGGCCGCUACGGGCGCUUCCGCAAGGUCCACAACGUGCGCUACAUCUGCGUGGCGGUGUGGCUGCUGGUGCUGGGCCAAACCCUGCCCCUCCUCACCAUGCCCAUGACCAACCAAGAGCCGACCCACAUCACCUGCAUGGAGUACCCCAACUUCGAGAAGGUGGACAACCUGCCGGUCAUGCUGAUCGGGGCCGUGCUCCUGGGCUACGGGAUACCCGUGGUGACCAUCCUCACCUGCUACUCGGUGCUGUGCUGGAAGCUGCACUUCGCGGCCAAGCGGAACCAGCUGACGGAGAAGUCGGGGCGGAACAAGAAGGCGAUCGGGGUGAUCUGCGGCGUGAUCCUGGUGUUCGUGGUGUGCUUCAGCCCCUACCACAUCAACAUCCUGCAGUACAUGGUCAGGAAGCUGCGCUACACGCCUGACUGCGCCGAGCUGCAAGUCUUCCAGGUGUCCCUGCACGCCACCGUCUGCCUGAUGAACCUCAACAGCUGCCUAGACCCCUUCAUCUACUUCUUCGCCUGCAAGGGCUACAAGAGGAAGAUCAUGAAGAUGAUGAAGAGGCAGGUCAGCAUGUCCCUGUCCAGCGUGAUCCGGACCUCACCCGAGGGCUCCUCCAAGGACCUCGACGCGCACAAAAUCCACCUGACCAGCCCCCGGGCCCAACACCGAACAUGACCUGAACACCAUGCUCCCCGGGCCCAACACCAAACACGGCCUGAACACCACGCCCAGACUGCGGCCUGAACACCACGCCCCCCCCGGUCCAAAGGCGGUCACAGACGGCCACAGACAGUCUGCACUUCACUGCAGCGGUACUUCACUGAAACACAAACGAGCCCCACGUUUCUCUAAUUCCGUUGAAAUCGGUGUCACAGUUUUUUUGCGUACAAAAUACUAUUCUUUGUCCCUAAAGAUAGAGACAAAGUUAUAAGAACUGGGUAUUUUAAAUAUGAGAAAAAUCUCAACAUGUACAUGUUUGUAAAUAUGUUUAUUGCAUUGGGACAUUCUAUCACUGAGAAUGUUUUUGUUAAUAAGGACUAAACAUAUUUCCUUUCCUUAAUAAAUAUGAAGCUAAUGUGUUACAGGAACUUCAAUUUUGUGUGUUUUAUGAUGCAAUGUUCAACAUGAUGUAUUCAUUCAUAUAUAAUUGCAGGUAAUGGCACAUUUACAAAGCCAAAUCAGGUUAAAAACUCUCUGACAAAAUGGGAUGACCAAUUAUUUGUUGGCAAGAGACAAAAUAGUUUUGUAUCAAAUUUUGCAAAACAAAAACACAGCGAAAUACAGUAUGACCCUACACUGUGAAAUUCUAAUCACUGUACUAUGUUACAGAGAUUGUUUUUACAAUAAUUUUAAUAUCCACUUGAUUUUGUAGCUAACUUGAUCAGGCUAUGCAUAUUUAACACUGAUGUUGUAAAUCCCAGGUGUUAAUUCAAGAAAGGGUGUAUAUAAAAUGGAAUACAUUUCAUGGGUCACUACCAAAAUCUUUGCAUCCCCACUGUUAAAUAAAAUUUAUAUUUUA